CUGCCUUUCAUGAUGUUUACAUAAAAACAUGUCGCAAAACGAAACUAUAGAUAUACACGUAUGAAUUUGAAUAACUUUUCAAUGAAAAUGAGCUCGAAUCGAAUCUAUUGUGUAGCAAAUUGUCUCCUGUGAUUAAGUUGCAAAAAAAGCAAACAGGUUGAAAACAGGACAUUGUCAAAAUUCCUCAAAGUCAAAAGCAGAACUUCGAAUAAAGAGAAACGUCACAGAUUGAAUCUUCAAACGUCUACAUGCCCUUGUGUGUGUUACUUUGCUACGAAAGUUUGGGAAGAAAAAUGUAGAUAUCUAGUGAUGUAGACAAGCGAUGGCAACAGGUUAUGAAGUUAGCAGAUUUGUAAAGCCAGUUGAUCAAAGCCUUCAUUGCGUAAUAUGCAAAGAAGUAUUAAGAGAUCCAGUGCAGUGUUGUAGGAAUGGACAUCAUUUCUGUAGGAAUUGUAUCACCGAAAAUCGACGAUAUUCACCGAACUGUCCGACAUGUAAAGACCCCGUAGAGACCCUAGCCAGACCUCAACGAUUCUUGGCGAACACCCUGUCAAGUUUGAAGAUUUCGUGCGAGAAUUCCGAGCGUGGUUGUCCAAAGAUCGUUGAACUUGGCUCACUCGACACACACGUAGCAACUUGUGGUUUCAGUCCAAUGCCAUGUUCCAACGAUCAAUGUGAUGAAAUAAUAAGUCAGCGUGAUAAAGAAAUUCACGAAAAUAAAGUUUGUGGUUUUCGACGAGUCGAGUGUGAUUACUGCGCCCAAAUGGUGCUGCAUAAGAACUUUAUGGAGCAUUUAUGUACGCAUACAUGUGAAAUGAAAGCCGAGUUGAGAGAAGUUCGCUCUACGCAAGAUGAAAUGUUUAAUAUGAUGCAAAAUAUGAUGUCGAGUCUUACGAGGCUUGAAAGAAAUACGGCACAACGUUCAGAAGGCAGUCAUGCAAGCAGUGGUCAGGAAUUGAAAGCCGAGAUUGUCGUCGCAGGAGGGAGUUUUUGUAAAUCUGUCGAAGUGUUCGACAUGGCAACCAAAACAUGGCGGCCACUGUCAGAGAUGAAUGAAUGUAGAGAUGAAGCAAGUUCAGUUUUAUACCAAGGUCACAUGUUUGUGACAGGCGGGGAUUUUGGAUACCUCCAUCUCCCAGACAGUGUUGAAGUACUAAAUCUUGCUGAGCAAGAUGGACAUUGGGUUAAAUCUCAAUUUAAAUUACCAGUACCGUCCUGUGGUCACGCAUGCGUGGUAUAUCAGAGCCAUGUUUUUCUUAUUGGAGGACACGUUUCUUCUAAACCCUGUGAUACAAUACAUGAAAUUCAGCUGACUCCUCCCUAUGCAUCAAGGUUGCUUACCAAGAUGUCCACGCCAAUACGUGACCAUGGUGCUGAGAUAGUGAAUGGCAAGAUAUACAUCAUUGGUGGAAGGACGGCAGGACGUUGUGAAGACGCAACCAACACUGUUCUCAAGUUUGACCCAGCAACCAAUACUUGUACAGAGCUCAAACCACUUCCACAUCCGGUAUCAAGUAUGGCAACUGCAACUUGGAAAGACAAUGUGAUCGUCCUUGGCGGGAGGGACAAUCAAGGCAACAUUCUCAAUACAGUGAUACUGUAUAAUGUUAUAACAGGAAGUCGUCGCAUGCUUCCUGAGAUGACAAACAAGCGAUAUGGUUGCAUAGCAGUUGUCAUUGAUGAUAAUAUUAUCACAAUGGGCGGAUGUGAUGAAACUCACACUGAACUUAACUCUGUUGAAUGCUAUAAUUUCCAGACCAACAUAUGGACAGAGUUCCCAGCCAUGGCUGAAGCAAGAGUUUUCGCUACUGCUGUUGUAAAAUAUUGCUGACAUUGCACGAUGAAUUGUACUGCACCUCAUAAAAUAAUUUAUGUAUACAUUUAUUAUUCAUAUAUAUUUAAUACAAUAAAUUGUAAAUUCAUAUCAAUACUUAACCGUCGUACUUUUCGUGAAAAAUGUAUUGAUAGAAUGUAAUACUGAAAUACGCUCAACAGCCUG
This is a messenger RNA of Paramuricea clavata, 1999 nucleotides long. NCBI's taxonomy places the organism in Eukaryota, Metazoa, Cnidaria, Anthozoa, Malacalcyonacea, Plexauridae. The record is from the annotation of a GenBank genome assembly.